UGCCCAUGUGGUGAACGCCCUGGAGCUGUGAGAGUGUGAGGGUCGCGUUCCUGCUGUCUGGACUUUUUCUGUCCUACUGAGACGCAGCCGUGUGAAAUAUGAUUUGGCGAGGAAGAUCAACAUAUAGGCCUAGACCAAGGAGAAGUGUACCACCUCCUGAGCUGAUUGGGCCUAUGCAGGAGCCCAGUGAUGCGGAGCCUCAGCAAGCGGAACCACUAACUGAAAGUCAGGAUUCUACACCUGGUCAGGAGAGAGAAGAAGAUCAGGGUGCAGCUGAGAUUCAAGUGCUUGACCUGGAAGCUGAUCUCCAGGAGCAAUCUCAGUCAAAGACUGGGGAUGAAUGCGGAGAUGGUCCUGAUGACCAGGGGAAGAUUCUGCCAAAUUCAGAGGAAUUUAAAAUGCCAGAAGGAGGUGACAAGCAACCACAGGUUUAAAUGAAGACAAGCUGAAACAACACAAACUGUUUCUAUCUAAGAUAUUUGACUUAAAAAUAUUGAAAUAAACUUUUGCGGCUUUCUCCAAAUAA
Molecule: messenger RNA, 526 nt
Organism: Macaca mulatta (Rhesus monkey)
Lineage: Eukaryota; Metazoa; Chordata; Mammalia; Primates; Cercopithecidae
Gene: XAGE3
Product: X antigen family member 3
Source: RefSeq, a predicted model, not a curated record